AUGCAGUGUAUAUCAUGGAGCAAGGUGGCCUCUCUACGGCCCAUUCAACAACUGAAUCGAAUUUGUACUCAACUGGAAGCGUCGAGACAAGCUCAUACAAGAAGAGGAGCUGGCUCGCUGAGAUUCUUGAUUAUGGGAUGUCCAGGAUCUGGAAAGGGAACCCAAACAUCACGCAUCAUCAAACAAUUCCCAGUCACAACAACCUCAGCCGGCGACUUGCUACGGGAUCACAUCACACGAGGAACAGACGUCGGCAAAGUCGCUGCCAAAUACAUUGAUCAGGGUAAUCUGGUGCCGGAUGAGCUUAUAAUCAAUCUGGUGUUGGAGGAGCUGAAUGCUAGUUUGCUUGGAAAGAACUGGAUAUUAGACGGCUUCCCACGAACACUUGGACAAGCCAAGAGUCUAGAUGCAAAACUGAAUGAGAUGAAGCAGCCAUUGGAUUUGGUUAUUAAUCUGGAUGUGCCUGAAGAAGUCAUAUUGGGUCGUAUUAUGGACCGAUGGAUACACGCUCCAAGUGGCCGAGUCUACAACCUCUCAUACAACCCUCCCAAAGUCGCUGGUAAAGACGACAUUACUGGAGAACCGCUCAGCAAGAGAGCUGAUGAUAACGUCGAAACAUUCAAAACCAGACUCGACAAGUAUCACUCAGCUACUCGACCACUGCUAGAGUACUACAAGACUCAAGGAAUACUGAAAUCGUUUUCGGGAAAGACGUCAGAUGAGAUCUUUCCAAAGAUUCAGAGUGAGCUCAAAACUUGGUUUUGA
Synchytrium microbalum is the source of this 765-nucleotide messenger RNA. RefSeq lists its product as uncharacterized. Gene Ontology annotation, molecular function: ATP binding; AMP kinase activity. The record is from RefSeq and is a predicted model, not a curated record. Lineage: Eukaryota; Fungi; Chytridiomycota; Chytridiomycetes; Synchytriales; Synchytriaceae. Bases 1 to 765 code for a protein of 254 amino acids. Gene Ontology annotation, biological process: nucleobase-containing compound metabolic process. The transcript has 7 exons. Gene Ontology annotation, cellular component: cytoplasm; mitochondrion.